UUUUUGGUAGUUUACAAAUAAAAUGGCCGAUAUAUGAGGCUAUUUUGUAUGGACAAUAAAAUAUACUAUUUAAUAAAAUUAAUGACCAUCAGCCGUGCGCGAUUACGUUUGAAAUUGUUAGUUCAGUGCCGCCGAGUGCAUGAAAAGUGUGAGGAACACGCGUGAAGACUUGGGAGGGCCAUAAAAGAGGUGGAGGUUGUCUUUUGGGGACCGUGGACGCCGCGAGCUUCCAAGCGAGCUCCAAGCGGGCAGCGUUGUUGCAGAGACAGACACUAAUAAGCUUCAAUACAUGCAAAUCUCACGCAUCUGUCUGAUUUUUUUGAAUUCGUCCGCGCGUGUCGGCGCACCGAGAACCGAAGCAAGCAGGUACAAUGACCACUCGACUCCGUUGCCAGGAUACCGGAGCGUGACGUUCUCUUGGCCUGGUCGGGCCCCAGGGAAUACAGCGUAUCACCUAAUAAAAACUUUGCAGUCGUGGAGUCCCCGGGAUCGAACAAUGAAUUGACAUCGAGCGAAGGAUCCGUUAACGUUACGGUCAACAACGGCGACGUCUUUCCCUCAAUUACCCCCUUUGGCAAUAUGUGCACAACGCCUGGAAAUGCAGGUGCCGGAUUUGGUUACCCUUGGUCAUUUGGUGGGCCAGGCACUGACGCUCGCGAAAAUGCACAAAGCGAUUUGAGUACCAACAUUAGUUACGCUGUAAACAAUAACCAGGAUCAAGGCUCGAGUCAGAAAAUUCAAGUUGACGUCAAACCGGCAAAGUUGGCCAACAGUGCUCACCGUCGCCCAGUAUUCGCUAUGAAUGAGAGUUGUCAACAACCGCCGACUACUCACCACGGACAUACAGGAGCUCACAAUCAAACCCACGGUGUUCACGUUCGUACUAAGAAGCACCACGAUGGCUUCUCAGUAACCUGCGAUAAAGGUGGUUGUAACUGCGACGCUGCUCACCCUACUCCCCCGCCAUCGCUCUUCUCUAACCCCUUGGUAUUUAGCGCAGCUGACAAACACGCCAUGAGUAAGCAUUUCAUGACUCCCCUCGGCCCACUCCAGCUAACCGCCGAAGAGUGCAACGAAAUCCUAAUGAAACGGGCUGUGGCUGCUUCGAAUCAGGCAACCGCUAAUAGUGUAGCAACCAGCCAGACAGACAGUACGGCUCACCUAGGUCAUGUAUUUACCCAUGUGAAUACCGUACAGAUCGAGACUAAGGUCAAACAGCAGCAGGACAUGGGCAGCCAGGUCCGUGUCCCAAAAGAACGCCCGUACUCGUGCUCCGAGUGCGGCAAGUCAUUCCUACUGAAGCAUCAUCUGACUACCCAUGCCAGAGUACAUACGGGGGAGCGGCCUCACAUCUGCCCCCACUGCGGCAAAAGCUUUGCUCACAAGCACUGUUUACAUACUCACCUUUUGCUGCACAGUUCUGAGCGGCCGUACCAGUGUCGGGAGUGCAAGAAGUCCUUCACGCUGAAGCAUCACCUCGUCACUCAUACUCGAGUUCACACGAGGGAGAGGCCAUUUGUAUGCCAGGAGUGCGGCAGAGCAUUUCCCCUGAAACGUCAUUUAGUUACCCACAGCAAAUUUCAUUCUGGCGAACGACCAUUCGUCUGCGAAGAAUGCGGGGAAUCGUUUUCACAGAAGGACCACCUCGUCAUGCAUUCGCGUUUCCACGGCAGCUUGCAUCCCUUCGUUUGCCACGACUGCGGAGCCACCUUCCAGAGAAAGUUUGAGCUUGUUAACCAUGGACGGUUACACGGUAGAGUGCCACAUUCAUGUACCGUUUGUGGCAAAGAGUUUCUACAGAAGCGUACUUUACUUGCUCACAUGCGCCUACACACCGGGGAGACACCAUUUGCCUGCACUGUCUGCGGCGAGGCCUUCCCCCGCAAAGCUGAUCUGGUGGCACACUCCAAGAUACACAACAAUAAUACAAGUCCCGAUGAAAAGCCCUUAACUUGCAGGGAAUGCGGAUUGGACUUUUCCAAUCGUGAGGCACUGACUCUGCAUUUGAGGCUGCACUCCGGCGAUCGAACUCUCGUCACGGACUUAUGCGGCUUAGCUGCGGCUUUCCAACAAACUCCAGGUCAUUUUCUAACGCCGAAUACGACAGGGCCUCAUCAGUAUUUACAGAUGAACGGCCCUAUCGGAACCCCCGGGGUGAGCCACAUGCACGGAGCCACGCAAACGUCUCCGCCUGUGGGCUCAGGACCCAAGCCCAAGCCCCAUCUCUGUCCCGAUUGCGGGCGUGGUUUCGCUCAGAAACACGGACUAUCCCAACAUCAGCGCCGCCACACGGACGGUAGCUGCCACAUCCGGUCCCACGUUUGCGAUAAAUGCGGAAAGGCGUUCUUCCAAAAGAACCACUUGUUACUUCAUCAACGUCAGCACAUGGAUCCUCCGCCAAGUCUGCUUCGUCAGCAGCAAAGACAGGCUGCUCAGGCAGCCGCUCAACAGGCCCAGCAACAACAGGUCCAACAGCAGCAGCAAGCCUGCACUGUGGACACUAAAGCAAUACAGCUGCAAGCAAUACAACAGCAAGUUCAACAGGUUCAGCAACAAGUCCAACAAGUUCAGCAACAGCAGCAACAACAACAACAACAACAACAACAACAACAGCAGCAGCAACAGCAGCAGCAGCAGCAGCAGCCCUGCACUGUCGACACGAAAGCAAUACAGCUAAACGUCACCAUGUGAAACACUAUAGCGUACGUGGUUGAAACGACCGGCAAUGAAAAAAGGGAUGUCCACUUGAGGACAAGGAUCGCACCCCCGGACAUACGCCCAGCUGCAACCCUCUGCACGCACUUCUCUUAUACUAACAUUACGCAUUAGUUAUAUUUAUUAUCUUUAGAAUCAGGUAUGAAUUAAUCAAUUUUAUUACAAGAGUAUAUAUACAAAUUAUAUAUAUAUAUAUAUAUACAUAUAUAUAUAUAUUAUAUUCUAAUUAUCGUAUAAGGCUUGUAACAAGUAAAUAAAAAUAACCAUGUAUUAGUGUUUUACAUAUACUUUAUAUCAUUUACUUUAGAUAUGUAAAAUGAAGUACUAAACAAAUUAGUUGCCUUAUCGAUAUGAUGAAAUUUAAUGAUAAUAACUAUCGUUUGGUUCAUUAUUAUUAUUAUUAUUAUUAUUAUUAUUAUUAUUAUUUUUCAUUUAUUUUAGUUUGUAGGAUAUCAAUUUAUAAGAAAAAUCAUAUUGAAUAAACAAAGCGAAAAAGAA
Athalia rosae (coleseed sawfly) is the source of this 3213-nucleotide messenger RNA. RefSeq names its product zinc finger protein ZFP2-like. The transcript is spliced from 4 exons. NCBI's taxonomy places the organism in Eukaryota, Metazoa, Arthropoda, Insecta, Hymenoptera, Athaliidae. The coding region runs from base 580 to 2691 and encodes 703 amino acids. The record is from RefSeq and is a predicted model, not a curated record.